This is a messenger RNA of Drosophila rhopaloa, 3057 nucleotides long. RefSeq lists its product as uncharacterized. Lineage: Eukaryota; Metazoa; Arthropoda; Insecta; Diptera; Drosophilidae. The transcript has 7 exons. The record is from RefSeq and is a predicted model, not a curated record. Bases 227 to 2725 code for a protein of 832 amino acids.
GAGCUGCCAUUGAGUGAGCAACAAGUAUCGUCGUGCGGAAUUAAUAUGUGCUUUAGUGCGACCCCUUAAAAGAUCGCUGCCAAAAAGAAAAGAGGGCGAUAGUGCGGAGUGCCCGAAACGGCUUUUUAUUACACAUAUAGUUGGGGCAAAUCCACUGCCAAACGAAAACGAAACUGUUUUGCAAGAAAAACAAACAAGAAAAGAAAGUGAAAAAAUAGUGAAGGAGAUGAAGCACGUAAACACGAUGGAUUCAUUGGGAUUGAUAACUCGAACCCUUCUCGGUAUCUUAAUUGUGACAUCGGCACUCGAUGAUGUAAACGCCUAUUCUGAGCGCUACACUCGCCUACCUCUCCGCGGACAUUCGCAAAUCGGUGGGGGGCAGGACCCCGCCCCCUGGGCAAAACGGGACGAUCUAUGCGACCACUGCCUCUGCCCCAUCCCAAAGGCCAUAUGCGACUUCCAGAGAAAUAAGACGCUGUCGAGUGUUUUUGACGAUAAAUACUCGGUGCCGCUGAAUAUCAGGAAUAUCGAGGUGCGACUGACGGCUAACACACAGUUCGUCCUGCACGAGAACUUCUUCCAGGGCAACCAGGUGAACUAUUUCGGCGUGAUCGGAGUGCAGGAUAACGACCAGGUGGAGAUGUCCCGCAAUGCCUUUAUGCACAACAAAGGCGGCUAUCCGAACAUCGAGAUCAGCAAGGUGUCGUCGGUGUUUCUCCAAGAGAAAUUCCUGCCUGGUGCGGAAUUCAAACUGCAGGUGGAUGACGUCGAUAAGUUAGUGGUGUUCGCCAAUGCCUUCCAGAUGACCAAUCUGGAUUGCACCUUCACGCGGAUCAAGGACCUGGAGCUGAGGAAGAACGCCUUUAAUCCCAGCAGUGCCACUUAUAGGAUAAAUCUUCGUGUGGAGGACUCGAAUAUCGAUCAGUUGGGCAUCUUUGGUGUGUCCAUGAGCAAGGUGAGCCUGGUGCGCUGCCGCAUCGGCAGAGUGAUGAGCAACGCCUUCGAUGUGACCAGCAUCAAGGAGCUGUUAAUCGAGAAGUGCAAUAUCUCGGUGAUCGAAACCCAUGCGCUGACCAACAAGCUCCACAGCGACAAGGUGUCCAUUCUGAGCACGGAGAUUGGCAUUAUCGAGGGUCAGGCGAUCAGCCAGAGCGGCAUAACCACUAUGAUUAUGACUGGGAAUAAAAUCAAAAAGAUCAGCUCGAAUGGCAUCCAAAUAGUUGCCGUAAACCUAUUGAUCCGGAACAACACAAUGCAUUAUGUGGAGCCCAAUUGGCUGAGUGUCGGCCAGGCCGAUCAAGUGGCGAUCGAGAACAAUAGCUUCGAUAACUAUGGCCGCUGUGAGCUGAACAUUGCCUCCUCCAACUGCAGUUUCCGCAACAAUAUGCUGAUGCAUCCGCAGGCGGGUAGCCUGAAUUUCACCUGUCGCAUCCAUCAAGUGCGCGUGGGUAACGAGUGCUCGUGCGACAAAUCCUGGCUACCGACACUAACCGAUCACGACCUGGAGUCGGAGGUUAUGUGCAGGGUGGCGGAUCGACAUGGUGUAUGCUUCAAUGCCACCAGCACAUCUCUGCGACGAUUUGUAAACGAGGCGUGCGGCGGCAAUAUGACGAUGCGCGACUGCAUCGGUGGUCUGUGGGUGAUGAAGUCGGCCAGCGAUCAGUUGAGCGGUACGAGCAAAUACCACAUCACCUGGAUAGCCUGCGGGAUUGCUGGUGUCGUCGUCGUGAGUGUCGUGAUUUUCGUGAUUGCCAACUUCGUCUUCAGGUGCUGGCGAAGUGGAGGCGGUGGAGGCGGGGGUGGCGGCGGCAAUGACAAUGCGAAGUGUAAGAUUGACGAGAUAAUUCGCAUUCAGUUGCUUCAACAGGCAAGUGAUCUGAACAAGCGUGAUGCCAGACGGAAGGGCAUUCUGAAGCUAAUAAACGGUCGUUUCAGCAAAGAGGAGUGCCUGAAGAGGACCUUUGAAUUACUUGAUAACAUACCCAAGACAGCGGAAAUUGAGACCCUCCUGUUGAAGCACAUCGACCAGUGUCACAAUCCCAUAAAGAACGAACCCUAUGCCACCUGCGCCACCCCUUUACCGCCACCAAGCGCCCCCAGUCCGCAUCCCAGUGAGGGCGGUUUCGAUGAGGAGCCCGUCUACCAGGAACCUGAUCAACAGCGUCCGCUUAUUUGCAGUGACUACUCAUCGCCGCCCAUUCAUCUUGUCGAGAAUACGUACUCGGAGCCGAUCAAUGCAACGAAUGCGAACGACAUGCCACCGGCAUAUCAAUAUGCCACGCCCAUGCGCAUCCUGACGCCCCCACAAACACAACAGCCAUCGACGAUGGCCAGUUAUGCCACGCCAGUUUGGCGUUCCACACCGAGUGCCACGCCCACCAGCCGACCGCCCUCGGGGUCACAGGGACAGGGGUCAACUACAGCGCCAAGGGCUGUCAAGGAUCUGAGGCAGGCUCUCCAGAAUUCACCACAAUUCCAUCCCAAUCAGCUGACCUCAGCGCACAACCAAAGACAGAUGAUGCCGGUGGUCCAGCCGGUCCCACCGCCGGCCUACAGUCAAAGUCACAGGUCACAGGUCAGGGGUCAGCGGAGGCGCAGCUUUGAGUGCCUCGACGGCGCCGCCAGUCUCGCGGCCAUGGAGCACAUGGACUCCGGCUCGGAUCACUCCGGCGGCAGCGAUGUGACCGUCCAAAUGGCCGAUGUGAUCGACUAUGCGGAUGCCUAAAAGUAUGCAGAAAGAUUGAAUAUCUGCAUAUAUAAACCCAUAUAUAUGUCUGCUACAACUGUCACACCCCUGCCACACAUAAAACAAAACUAAAAAGUUGAUAAAAAAAAAAAAGGAAAACACCUGCCAGCAGCAGCGCCCAAAACAAAAACGAAAACACUUUGUGAUAUUCAAACAGUUUCUCUGGAUUUGCGACGAACGAAGGAGAUCUACAUAUAUGUAGAUAUAGCUAGAGAGAGCCGAUCGAGAAGAACGUCGCCAAUCGCCGAUAAUAUAAGCUAGAUUAAGUUGAUCUAAAUAAACGAGUCCUUGCAGACCGCUCGACUGACUCA